AUGCUCUUUGCGCAGUUACCCCAGAUCUACAAGAAUAUAAAGUCCAGAGCCAUAUUAUUACGUCAGGCCGGGUGGCAGAUUACUGUCGCGUCCUACUAUGUCUUUGUUGAUGUAGCUCUAGUAAUCCAGUACUAUUUUUAUACCUAUCUCAAGGAUUGGCGAUUACGAAGACGUGGUGGUUAUAUGCAGGUUAGCGAUCCAGGGUUUAGCGACGGGGAUAUGUAUAAUGGCGUCGUACCCACCGAAGAGAACACCAUUUUAGGAUUAUCCCCCACCUCGAUACUCCCAUCCGAACCAAAAACUGUCACCUCGAAAAAGGACUUGGGAGUUGAUACCCCAUUAAGCAGCUCUCUGUCUCGCCCCAAUGAAAAACAACGCUCACCUCGAACCAUCUAUCGUGUUGGAGGCAGCAGCAGUAUCACUCCCUCCAGUUCGCCACGAACUAUCGUGUUUCUCUCCAUGCUAUGUGUCGUUCUGGCCAACGCGGCUGCCACUAGCCCCAGCGGGCAAAACGCCCCCAUAUUCACCCCGUCACAAACAGAUGCUAGAAAAGUUGCUGGCAAAAUUUCAUCCUGGUCGUCGACCAUUUUAUAUCUAGCAUCCCGUGUCCCACAGCUCUACAAGAACUAUGGCCGCAAGAGCACCUCGGGCCUCUCACCGCUUCUCUUCUUUGCAGCCUUCUGCGGCAAUUUCUUCUACUCAAGUUCUCUCCUCACCAAUCCCAACGCAUGGUCGGAUCUACCAGCGUACGGAGGUGGUGGAUGGGUUGGUAAAGAAGGCAACAGCAGACUCGAAUGGAUUGGACGUGCGAUACCUUUUUUCCUGGGGGCGUUUGGCGUCCUAGGCUUGGAUGGGGCGAUGGGCAUUCAGUUCAUGAUUUACACAAAGAAGAACGAAGAUGUCGAUGCCGCCACCGACCUGCAACCUGCGGGACCGGGUCAAGGUCGAGGUAGCUGGCGAAGGGUUAGUGGGUGGAUGAAGGGGUGGAUUCCAUCCGCUUCUCCGGAACUGAAAUCCCCGUCCGUGGAGACGGAGGCGCGUAUGGUAGAUGGCCAAUAUAGAUAUGGUGCGGUUUGA
Molecule: messenger RNA, 1077 nt
Organism: Histoplasma mississippiense
Lineage: Eukaryota; Fungi; Ascomycota; Eurotiomycetes; Onygenales; Ajellomycetaceae
Exons: 2
Coding region: 1-1077 (358 amino acids)
Source: RefSeq, a predicted model, not a curated record